Messenger RNA from Symbiodinium sp. CCMP2592, 5826 nucleotides. NCBI's taxonomy places the organism in Eukaryota, Dinophyceae, Suessiales, Symbiodiniaceae. The record is from the annotation of a GenBank genome assembly.
AUGGAUAUGUUGACCUCACUUAACGAAAUUGUUGUGAGUGCGGACAAAGAGCACAAGGCUUUUGAAAAGCUUUCCAGUGCUCGCGGGACUGCCUGCCAGUCGACGGAGACGAGUCUCCAACAGUCCAUCUCCGAAGGAAGUCAGUCUAUCAAGACUGCGCAAGUCGAGCUGUCGAAGGCCAUGAGCGAGGUUGAGUCCAUCCAGGGAGAUGUGACUGAGCUGAAAUCUCAAGUCAAGACCGUUGAGGAUGAGGUUGCUGCUCUUCAGAAGCAACUUACUACUCUGCGAACGGAGCGUCAAGCGGCUGUUGCCCGCGACUCUGGCUACACUCGGGAAGUGAAGGCCAUCCUGAGCAAGGCCAAGCGAAGAAUAGAUCAGGUCUGGUCAAGGAGCGGUGCCCACAAGCUGGAAGAGGCCGCCGAGCUUCUGCAGGGAGACAGCAAGGACAGCGACCAGAGUGGAGAAACAGGCAGCGAGGCCAGUGAGUGCACGGCCGACCAUGACCCCUCACAAGACCUUCACCUUGUCAGUAGCUGUGCUCUUUGGUACUCAAUUCUCGUCGCCUGCGAUGGCUGCUGGAUCCGUCUCUGGGUUCCUUUGACGCGGACGACCAUGGCAGAGGAGGGAGAAGCCACGGUGAUGGGCAGCGCGCGGCCGCCGCUGCCGGGCUUCUCUGCCAAGACCGAGCGAUGGGUGAUGGAGCUAAUCUACGGCAGGCGCUGCGAAGCAGAGGACAAGUACCUCAAGGAGCGGCGCGAGAACGUCCCGGUCACGAAGGUACCGCUGAUGAAAGCGAAAGGCUUUAAAGCCGUCAGAAAUCAGACCUAUAUUGACAUCCGUCCGGCCACCCCAUCAGUGGCCAGCAACAUGAGCCGAAGGAGCAGGGCCUCCUUCACUGGUCGGAGCAUCUGCAGCCAGCCGAGACGAGACCUCAGCCGGCACGCGAGUGCCGGAGAUCUGAAAACCCUCCAAAGAGCUGAGCCCAUCCAGGAGGUUGAUGAGAGGAUCUGCGCGGAAGUCGCUGGCCAGCCCGAGCCGGACCGGCCGGACCUGGCGGAGAGAGAGCCCAAGAGCUUCGUCCUGCCGAAAUAUGCUUUGGCGAAGUACACGAUGAAGCACAUGUAUUUGGCCGAGUGCGGCACGCGCAGCACCAGCAUGAAGAACCUUCGAAGCGUCAUCAAGCCCGCGCACAACGUUCGCAGCGAUCUCCUUACGAUGCAGAUUGACAGUGAAGGUGACGUCCAGACGCUGCGCGACCUCCAUCCGAGGCACAAGACCCUCAUCAAGUCUCACAGGUCACCGAAGAAGGCCUGGGAUCCAAGCUCUUUGGCAGAGCUGCGAAGCGCCGACGAAGAUGCAUCCCAGGCUCCAGAGAAGACUGGGAGGAAGGAUGCGGCGGAAAGCAGUUCGAAGGCCCUCGACAAAGAUGCGGCAGAAGUGAACAAGGCUGCGCAGAUUGCGCGCGAGGCCCUGCAGAUCCCUGAGCUGCGUUUGAUGGAUCUGAUCAAGUCAAAGCGGAAGCUGCUUGAGCCUCUACAGGCUGGCCUUGCAGACCGACAGCCGGAGUUGGCAGAUCAGCUCAAGAAGAUCUCGGAGGCCAACCGUACGGUCGCCAUGUCCAAGAAAGGGGUGCAGCGAGAUACAGCAGUCUUGGAGAAGUCCAAGAAGAAAUGCGAGCUUCUCGCGGAGGCGAAGAAGUUUGAAUCCGACAAGCGUCCGGAAGUUCGGUCACAGGUGCUCAUGGCCUCUUCAUUCCUGAAGAGCCUGGCGAAGGCAUCGGGCUUCACACUGACACCGGGCGCAAAGGGUCCAAGUGCAGCCGUGAACUUCCUGCAGCUGGAUUCCGCCAGAGAUACUGCUAGCGAUGACCUGUCCGAGGCUGUGCGCAACGCUCUUCGCAACAUCGAGGCGUUGAGUGACAGCCACCGUGGUCUUUCGGAGGACCUCCAGAUGCAGGGGAGCGACGACGCAGUGUCGGCCAACCCGGAGAGCAAUCUCGUGCAGGUGAGCGCAGGGACGGAAGUUAGCCAGGCACAGUCCUCCAGGGAGACAGCAGACUCUCUCAAGAGCGUCAAAGAGAUGAUCUCCAACCUGAUCGCCUCCCUUCGCGAGGAGCAGAACCAGGAGAAAGAGAAGGGCAAGUUCUGUGCCGGCUGCCGAUCGCGCAUGUCGCCUGAACUUCGUCAGAAGCGUAUUUGCAAAGAGAUGGCUAUGACCUGCACCGCUCUGUCCCGCCGCCAUUUGUUAAUCAAGGGCUUUACAGUCAACCAAGCAGCGUCGGUGAUGCAGAAUUUGGGACAUGAUGGUGAUAUGAUGCUGCGGCUUUCGCCAUCCCUCUUUCUUGCUCCUGAGGGCCUCCCGCAGAUUCUAGAUUGGGAUUCGUAUUUCCCACAUGCCAUGGUCACGAACCAUCACAGCCUGCAUGAGUACCGAGCCAGCUUGCUUGAAGCAGGCGGUCUCAGAGGCUCCCUGGCUGAACCAGUUGAGGGCAAGUCCGGGUAUGAAGGUGUGUGGCCUCUGAUGCUCCGAUUGCUGGGAGCUCUGCCUUUCUUGCUUCUUCAGGAGGAUCCCGCCUACUUGGACUCCGGAUUUCUGCAGCCCCAGUGGUGGAUCCCGGAAGUCGAUGGGGCGCGGGUCGGUGACCACGAAUUUCUUCAGAUUCUCGGAGAAGGCACCCAUGGCCGUGUCUACAAGGUUGCUGAUCCGGUCGUGGGCGGCUUCAAUGCCGUGAAGGUGAUCAGGAAGAAGAGCAAGAAUACUGAUGAGCUGGCUGGAGUCAUGGCCGAGUGCAACACCCUUGGCUGGUUGAAUCAUCCCAACAUUGUACAGCUACGAGGAGCAGUCAAUGCAUACAAGAACUUCUAUGUGUUCAUGGACUUCGCUGGCAGCAUGUCGCUUCACAAGCUCCUUCAGAACAGGGACAAUCAAACCGGACUUGACCUGCCCAUCGCCCGGCAACUCUUCCAUCAGAUAGCGGAUGCAGUGGCAUAUUGUCAUUGCCAUGGCCUUGCUCACUGUGACCUCAAACCGCAGAACGUUGUGAUAUCGGAAGAUGGAACUCCAAAGAUCGUAGAUUUCGGUUUGGCAUUGAAGCUCGGUUGGCCAGUAGGCAAUCCCCGCGGCACUUGGCCCUUUACGGCACCAGAAGCCGCGUGGCCUUGUGGGAGGCCCUGGGAUCUGGCGAAGGCAGAUGUCUUCUCUCUGGGAGCAAUACUCAUUGAGAUGCUGUGUGGCACCGACAAGCUCUUCCGCAUGUUCGGCUGGAUGGCCCAGACGCCGCUGAAUCUGCUCCGCGUGCAAGAGAUGGUCAAUUUCCUUGCGACACCUGGAGCAGUCAUGAGCAGCAUGGCGACUGAUCUUGGCCUCGCAGCAUCCGAACCGGCUCCAAUGAUCACAGGAUUGAUGAACGUGGUCCCCAUGAAGCGAUGGAGCGCAAAAGCCGUGCAAGAGAUGGAAAUGUGGGGCAUCGGCAAGAAUGUAGCAGAAGAAGAAGAGCAAAAAGGGACUGCGGAUAAUCCCUUGCAGCAGUUCUUGGCUUGCGCGGUGCCAGUAAGUUUUAUCUCUUCAGAGGAAGUCCGGCGCUGGACUUCCGCUGAAUCGCUCUGGGCAGUGUCGAGGCUGCAGCGAAUUCCCAGCAACACAGUCAGAGUCUUGCAGCUUGAGUUUUUUUGCAAGGAUGCUGACUGGCGGAAAGAGAAAAUAGAGGAGCAGCAACAGAAAGCCCGCGAGGGCUUCAAGAAGCUCUCAGCGGCAACAGAGGACGCCGAGCAAGCGAAGCGCUGGGCGCAGAAUGCAGUGCUGGACUUGCAGGCGCAGUCUCACUUCCUCGAAGCGGACGUGAGCCGCCUCAAGCAGGCCAUGACCUCGGGCAAGACAGACCUCGACGCCGAAGUUGCUCGAAUCAAGGAGGAGGCUCAAAAUCACGCCUCCAGCAGAGACGUCAUCACCAAGAGCCGCGAUGUCCUCAAAAAGCAUUGCAAGCUCUCUGACGACAAGAGCUCUGGCAACUGUGCCGAAGCUGACUCUGCGCUCAACUUGGCCAAUCUCGGGCUGGAGAAGCUGGACAAGUUCCUUGCCACGUACAUCGUGGACUUUACCAAGCUCUCUGAGGAACAGAAGGCAGAUGCCGAGAAGACUCUGAAGCUGCAGCAAGAGAGCCUCUUCCAAGCGAACGCGGACUUGAACAGGCGGAAAGACGAGCUGGCAGAGCUUUCUUCGGUGCAAGCCUUGGGAAGUCUGCGUACUGUGCAAGACUUGCCGUGCUUCGCUACUGCCGAGGAUGUGGUGACAGCCAAGGAGAACAUGAGACUUGCGGGCAAGGCCGACGAUGCGCUCUCCACAUCUUGCGGCCCGAAGGCCUCAUCGAUGGAGGACACCAUCGCCCGACGGAAGGAGGAGAUCGAGCAGCUGAAGAAUGCCGUCAAGGUGCUGGAUGGCGAGGCGGGCUUAUGGAGCUCAGGAAAGACGAUGCUUUUGUUUGAGCUCUCGGUCCGCCAGCUCCUUCGACUCAUUCCCGUGACUUUGUUUCAUGCAGUGCAUCCAAAAGCGGCAGUGAAGCCUCUGAUCACGCGGGAGACUGCGGGAGCAUGCGACAUCUUCUACAACCUGAAGCCACUCUUUUGGGCUUUGAGCUACGGUGCUGAGGCGGAGGUUCUGAAAGCUCUGCUGGAUGCUCAUCCCGAAGCUGCAAAGGAGAAACAUCCCACCGAGGGCUGGACUCCACUACACUACGUGGACAAGCUGAGCCUGGAGUCUGUCCGACUGAUUCUGGCGACUUGUCCAGAAGCAGCACACGAACUUGACAGCGAGGGCUCGCUUCCAUUGCACUGGGCCGCAGAGCACAAUGCUCCCAAAGAGGUGCUGCAGCUGCUCCUAAAGGCCAACGGCAGCGCCGUAGAGCGCAGAGACGGUUUUGGACGCCUUCCCUCGCGCUUGGCGCAGAAUGCAGGAGCUUCCGAGGAAGUGCUGCAGCUCUUGCGGGCAGCUGCGCCGGCUGCCUUCGCGUCGGUGGCUCCCAAGGAUGUCGAGCCCGUUGGCUUACUAUUUCCCGGCCCAGGCUCAGAGUAUGUUGGUAUGCUGCGCGACGUGCAAGACGUGCCGGAGAUUCAGGCGAUGCUGUCCGAGGCGCAAAGACUUCUCGGCUUCGAUCUACUCCAGGUCUGCUUACAGGGGCCGGAGAGCAGCUUGAAGGAGGAUCCGACUCGCUCACAUCCCGCCCUGUUCGUGGGCGGGUUGGCCGGACAUCGCAAGCUCUUGGACGGGAAGCCGACAGCUGGCAACUUCCAGGCCACAGCCGGCCUUUCAGUCGGCGGAAUCACUGCACUCACAGCCGCAGGCGUGUUUUCCUUCAGCGAUGGCCUCUCUUUGGUGCUGGAGCGAGCCAAGGCAGUGCAGGAGGUGGCGAAGGUGCAGGACCAGGCAACUGUCUCGGUGACUGGACUCGACGAACCGAAGGUCCAGGACUUGUGCCGCAAAGCCGUGGAAGCUGCCGGCCCAGGGGAGGUCUGUCAAGUGAGCGGCUACUUGCACAAGCGCGGCUUCCUCGUGGGAGGUACGAAGCUGGCAAUGGAGGGCUUCCAGAAACUCGCCAAGUCUGCCAGAGCCAUGCAGGUUGCCCUCUGCAAGGCUCCAUCUUUAGCAAGCUUUUGGCAAGGGGCGUGUGCGGACUGCUGUCCAUUGUGUCAGAGUCUUGCGAGUCUUGAGCUCCCCAUGUCUUUCUCUUCAUUCACACGGCUUUCUACUGCCCGGGCGCGUGUUGCUGCCAUUUCUCCCCAGACAUGCCGAACUGAGCCCCGGGUUGCAAAGCAGCGAUCUCCAGCCAAGUGA